AGAAGUAGAAGAUCUGCUGAUGGUCAGUGCUGGAAGGAGACGAAGAGGAGCUGCUCUGCUGGAAAAAUGAGUGAGUGCAAGACGUCUCCUGAUGAGAGUAUCUGCUCUCCUGCACAGCACAUACUUACAUCCAGCAUGCACCAGGAGAUGCAGACAAGUGAAUCUUCCACGCUGCUGAAACCAGAAGAGAUUAAACAUGAGGACAUGGAAUCUGUAAUAAGCUCUUGCACUCAGGACACAUCCCCGUUUGAGGAACAUGAAAGCGACGAGAGUAUUCACCACUGCUCUGGGUGCGGAAAGAGUUUUGAUGAUCUGAGUAACAUCCAGCUGCACCAGUGCAUUCACACCGAAGAGAAUCCGUAUUACUACUUGGAGUAUGGGAAGAGUUUCAUCCUACACGGUCAUUUCCAAACACAGCUGCCUGUUCACAGCGAAAGAAAACGACAUCACUGCUUAGAGUGUGGGAAGAGUUUUAAAGAGCGAGGUCAUCUCCAAACACACCAGCGGAUUCACACGGGAGAGAAGCCGUAUCAGUGUUCGGAGUGCGGGAAGAGUUUUAACCAACAGAGUAAUCUCCAAGCGCAUCAGCGCGUUCACACAGGAGAGAAACCGUAUCACUGCUCGGUAUGCGGAGAGAGUUUCAGUAGACGGUCCAACCUCCAAAGACACCUGCCCGUUCACACAGGAGAGAAGCCGUAUCAGUGCUCAGACUGCGGGAGGAGCUUCAGAGAGCGAGGUCAUCUCCAAACACACCAGCGCAUUCACACCGGAGAGAAGCCGUAUCACUGCUCGGAGUGCGGGAAGAACUUCAGCAUACUGGGAAGUCUUCAAAGACAUCAGCGCGUUCACACAGGAGAGAAACCGUAUCAGUGCUCAGACUGCGGGAAGAGCUUUACUCUGCAGCACAGCCUCCACAUACACCAGCGCAUUCACACGGGAGAUAAACCGUACUGCUGCUCAGAGUGCGGUGAGAGUUUCACCAGACAGUACAACCUUCAGAGACACCAGCACGUUCACACAGGAGAGAAACCGUAUCACUGCUCAGAGUGUGCAAAGAGUUUUACUAGCUUGCAGAAUCUCCAGCUACACCAGCGCGUUCACACUUGAGAAGAUGCAUUAACUCAGCUUGAGCAGUCGAAGUGCUUUGAAGACACUGAUGUGCUGAGGAGGCAAAAACUCAUGUUUACAUUUGCUAUUUAAAUAUUUCCAAUCGAGGCAGUUGUUAACAUUGUAAAAAGAGAUCCUGACUUUCUCUUUCUUGUGUGAUUUGUACAAUACCGCUCACAAAUUUGGGUUUGCUUGGAUCAUAAUAAUAAUUGUUAUUCAGUAAUUAUGUAUAGUGUAGAUAGAAUUGCAAUAAACUAGACACCAAAACUGAAACCAGUACUUUAUUCACAGUUUACAGUAUUUUGGGAACAACAGAGUUAGGACAAAAAAGGUGUUAGUAAAUAAUAAGCUAUAAUUUACUGUUUAAUGGAGUUUGUUGUCACAAAAACACAACGAAUAGCUGUUUAAUUAGCAAGAUUUGGUCAUCGUUUUUCAAAUAUGAGGCUUUGUGGAUGUCAUUUUCUUUAUAAGUUCAUUUUCAAUGCUGCACAGAUUUCACAAUUAUCAUGAAAUCACUUACAGCUCCGUUUAUCAUCCAACAUUUCUUCAUUUUCACAGCUUCCUACAAACUGAGACUUAAAACUAAAUUAUUUCAUUGUAGAAUUAUUUUAUACACACAUCUUUAGAAGAAAUUGGUUUUAUCUGAAUGAAAUGAGUGACCCCAAAUUUUUGAGCAGUACUGUAUACUCACUGUUUUCCAUUGACUGCAGAUUUUAGUUCUUAUUUAAUACGUUUUCUAGAGGAAAUGAGCUGUAGACACCUGGUGGGUUUAGAAUUACAACAUGACAUUUUUGUUAAAAUGUAGUUAUGUACAUAUUGUUAAUGGGUUAGUACUGACUGUUGUUGCUGUGGUGAAAAUUUCUGAAACAAUCAAACGUUGUCAUAAGGCUCCAUGUGCAGUUUAGUCAGUGCGGCUGAUGAAUGUGGGUACGGCAAUUUUUGAUGUCCUCAAGUUCAGCAGUAAGUUGGUUAACUUGGUUAUAAAGCUAGAUUAAACUAGCUUUUAGACUUUUUUAUUUAAUAAAUGAGGUGCUAAUUACCGACAGUCUGUUGACACUUUGCGCUGGUGGCAGUGGCCAGUUUAGUGGGUCAUCUGCUCUACUAAAACAAACACAGGCACAGGAACUUCACUUAGAAAAAUGGGGUGUUUGGACUUACGAGCUGAAAAUGUGAUGGCAUUAGAUACAUUAAUCGUGGUAUUUAAGUAACUUUUUACUUAAAAUGGAUAAAAAUGAUUGAAAGUGCAUUUCAGUGAAUGAAAAUGGUUUAUGUUGAGCCAAAGACAAUCCCACUCCAACAAACUGAAAUAAACACUGUAAUAUUGAGAUUUUGUUCAAUCAGCAGUUGAACUUUAUGUUGAGAUAACAGAGUCUGUGUGUACUGACUCUACUCUGUUUGACUGAAUGGAAAUGUGUGGCAUAAUUAACUUCAGUUAAUACAAGAAGUUAAGCUAAUUAACAUAUGGUUAGUGAAAUAUGACCUGCUUUUUGGCUCACAUUUCUGCCUAGUACGCUAAAAGAGUAGGUUCUUCAAGGGUUCUUUUGUAAAGACAAUGGCUCUAUUUAAAACCAUGAACACUCAAAAGAAAAAUUUGCUUGAUUAAAGGGUUCUUUG
Molecule: messenger RNA, 2721 nt
Organism: Colossoma macropomum (tambaqui)
Lineage: Eukaryota; Metazoa; Chordata; Actinopteri; Characiformes; Serrasalmidae
Product: zinc finger protein 239-like
Exons: 2
Coding region: 67-1107 (346 amino acids)
Biological process (GO): negative regulation of transcription by RNA polymerase II; regulation of cytokine production; regulation of immune system process
Source: RefSeq, a predicted model, not a curated record